Naumovozyma dairenensis CBS 421 is the source of this 1296-nucleotide messenger RNA. RefSeq names its product zuotin (gene ZUO1). Lineage: Eukaryota; Fungi; Ascomycota; Saccharomycetes; Saccharomycetales; Saccharomycetaceae. Bases 1 to 1296 code for a protein of 431 amino acids. Gene Ontology annotation, biological process: regulation of translational fidelity; 'de novo' cotranslational protein folding. Gene Ontology annotation, cellular component: cytosol. The record is from RefSeq and is a predicted model, not a curated record. The transcript has a single exon. Gene Ontology annotation, molecular function: ribosome binding; Hsp70 protein binding.
AUGUUUUCUUUACCAACUUUAACUUCUGAUAUCACUGUAUCUGUCAAUGAUUCUGCAAAAUUGACUGAAGCUAUUCGUCGUCCAAUUGAACCAGUUGGUAAACAUUUCAUGCAUCAUGCUCAAAGAACUUUAAGAAACCAUACUUGGUCUGAAUUUGAAAGAAUUCAAGCUGAAAGAAACGUUCAAACCGUCGAUGAAUCUAACGUCGAUCCAGACGAACUAUUAUUCGAUCAAGAAUUGGCUGAUGAAUCUCUAUUAUCUCAUGACGCAAGAGAUUGGAAAACUGCCGAUUUAUAUGCUGCUAUGGGGCUAUCCAAAUUAAGAUUCAAAGCUACUGAAAAUCAAAUCAUUAAAGCUCAUAGAAAACAAGUAGUUAAAUAUCAUCCAGAUAAACAAUCUGCUGCAGGUGUUGGUUUAGAACAAGAUGCAUUCUUUAAAAUCAUUCAAAAAGCUUUUGAAACUUUGACUGAUUCCACUAAGAGACAACAAUAUGAUUCUUGUGAUUUCGUAGCUGAUGUGGAACCACCAAAGAAGGGAUCUAAAUAUGAUUUCUUUGAAGCUUGGGCUCCUGUUUUCCAAAGUGAAGCGCGUUUUUCAAAGAAAUCUCCUGUUCCUCAAUUAGGUGAUGCUAAUUCUUCGAAGAAGGAUGUCGAACAAUUUUAUUCAUUCUGGCAUAGAUUUGAUUCUUGGAGAACUUUUGAAUUCUUGGAUGAAGAUGUUCCAGAUGAUUCUUCUAAUAGAGAUCACAAACGUUACAUUGAAAGAAAAAACAAAGCUGCUAGAGAUAAGAAGAAGACUGCUGAUAAUGCAAGAUUAGUUAAAUUGGUUGAAAGGGCCAUGAGUGAAGAUCCACGUAUUAAAGCUUUCAAAGAAGAAGAAAAGAAGGAAAAGGAAAGAAAGAAAUGGGAAAGAGAAGCUGGUUCUAGAGCUGAAGCUGAAGCAAAGGCUAAAGCGGAAGCUGAGGCUAAGGCUAAGGCUGAACUGGAAGCUGCAUCUCAAGCUUCUGCUAAGGCUGAUAAGAAGAAACAAAAGGAAGCUGCCAAAGCUGCUAAGAAGAAGAAUAAGAGAGCUAUCCGUAAUUCUCCAAAGGAAGCUGGUUACUUUGGUGAUGCUGACAAAGCUGCAACUAUUGAUGAACAAGUUGGUUUGAUUGUUGAUAGUUUAGAUGAUGAUCAAUUAGUUGAUGUUGCUGGUAAAAUUAAGGCAGGUUCCGUUAAGGAAACUUUCCAAGAAAUUGCUGGUACUUUGAAAGACUCUGGCAAAUUACCAGCCAGUUUGUUAUCCUACUUUAUUUAA